AUGUUUUUCUUCGGUCUCGGAAAGCUGUUUCAAGUGGUCAUACUCAUAAUAAACGCCAUCGCAAUUCUAUCUGAAGACCGCUUCCUAGCACGAAUUGGGUGGAGUCGGACACAGCACGAUGCAGGUUUCGGCGCAACACACGAUAGUACCAGUAUAAAAGCGAAAUCCGCCGAUUUAAUCGCAAGCGUCCGGACAGUUAUGAGGAUCCCGUUAAUCGCUAUAAAUAUGCUGGUUAUAUUCUACGAGCUCCGAGCUGGCGCGGGGCCAUACUUCAUUGUCAAAAGUAUAAGUGAUAAAAGUGAUGCAGGAGUAGGAAGCAAAGGAAAGAGGAAUAGUUUGGAGGUAAUCUCCCUCUGGCUAAAAAAGACCAAUGAAUCAAAUCAAUCAAUCAAUCGUAUUAACAUUUAA
Nannizzia gypsea CBS 118893 is the source of this 408-nucleotide messenger RNA. RefSeq lists its product as hypothetical. Gene Ontology annotation, cellular component: COPII-coated ER to Golgi transport vesicle; endoplasmic reticulum membrane; Golgi membrane. The record is from RefSeq and is a predicted model, not a curated record. Lineage: Eukaryota; Fungi; Ascomycota; Eurotiomycetes; Onygenales; Arthrodermataceae. The coding region runs from base 1 to 408 and encodes 135 amino acids. Gene Ontology annotation, biological process: endoplasmic reticulum to Golgi vesicle-mediated transport. The transcript is spliced from 5 exons.